This is a messenger RNA of Metarhizium brunneum ARSEF 3297, 669 nucleotides long. RefSeq lists its product as uncharacterized. NCBI's taxonomy places the organism in Eukaryota, Fungi, Ascomycota, Sordariomycetes, Hypocreales, Clavicipitaceae. The record is from RefSeq and is a predicted model, not a curated record.
AUGAACAUCGGUCUCUAUCUUCUCAACGCCGCCGCUCUUGCGGCAGCGAUCAACCAUUCAGUCUUCUUUCCGAAAUCCUCACCGACCGCGAUCGCUAAACCUGAGCCCUUGUUCUGUGCUGCCGCGAACUACACAAAUUAUGUUGUUGGUCCGAGACCAACAGGCACUUUGGCAGUUGCCAUGGCCUCUCACACCUCCGAACUAUUCCAAACUUGUACUUUGCCUCUGGAGGAAUGGUUCGAUUGCACAUUCCCAGAAAGCUCGCGAUUAUGUGCCUUUUCCACAGUUGGCCCAUCCGAGGUAAUGUCGGCGUACUCUGACUUUGGGAGUUUGGCCUUAUCAUGGUGGACUGCGCACAGCCUCGUUGCUGAACAACUCGCUUCCAGCUGUCACUUCCGUUGGUAUCAUGAAAUGAAAUUGAUACCAUUCGCAUCUUACAAACUGGAGGAAACCAUUUCCUUUGCGGAAUGCUUUAUUCCGGAGGUCGCCACUGCUUCCUCAGAAGGGGUUUCCAUUGUGGCAUCAACACCCCCGUCAACCGCGCCCAAAACCUCCGCAGCGUCUGCAGCGAAAGAAACAGCAGCUACAGCGUCAUUAGCAGCGAGAUGGAGGCAAGACAAGCGGAUAUCAUUUGGUACAGCAACUGUGGCAACCUGGAUGCUGUUUUAA